CGGGGCCGGCUGAUAACCGGAGCAGUUUUUCCUCCGGACGUUUCUCGCCGUCGUCGUCGUCGUCCGCCGUACGAACCGCAUUGGCGCGCGGCAGCACCGACCGCAGCAGCCGAGUCAGCACCGCGAAACAAAAAGCCGCCGGCCGCAACUCUGCACGCGCACACCGUCGUCGCACGGCACACGCCGCAGUUGUCCGCGAACACUCCUACACAGCGUUGUCCGUCGCCCGGACGAAAGCGUUCCCCGGGACAGGAGGAACGAGCCGAGCCGUGAAGAAUCCGAGUACGUGAGAGUCUCUGUACGUGCUCGAUCCGUCGUAACACCGUCGAAAUGGGCUUUUUCAGAGACUUGUCCAGUAUGGGAAACAAAAAGAGAGAUAUUAACGGUCCUCUUAUAGUCGUUUCUAAUCGACUUCCGUUUGUGUUGAGCAAAAAUUCAGAUGGAGAAUUGGUGCGAAAACAAAGUGCUGGAGGUCUUGUAACAGCCGUCGCACCAGUUGUUGUCGAAUGUAAAGGCACGUGGAUUGGAUGGUCCGGUUCGUUCGAUUUAAAACCAGGUGACCCAAUCCCAGAAUCCGAUCCCGAAGACAAAGCUCCGACUGCUGGACUAAAAUCUAAUCAAAUUAUUCCGGUGCACAUCGAUAAAUCCGAAUUUGAAGAGUUUUACAACGGUUGCUGUAAUGGAACGUUUUGGCCAUUAUUCCACUCGAUGCCCGAUCGCGCUAAUUUUGUGUCCAAGGACUGGAAGACGUAUUGUAGAGUAAACGACAAGUUCGCGGAUUGUACGCUGGACGCCCUACGAAAUGUUAUUAAAACAUUAGACGAAGCAGGGAAUCACGACACGGUUCCACUUGUAUGGAUUCACGACUAUCAAUUGCUGACGACUGCCACCAAAAUACGACAAGUGUGCGAAGAGGAAAACCUCAGGUGUAAACUCGGAUUUUUCUUGCAUAUACCGUUUCCGUCGUGGGAUAUCAUGAGACUUUUGCCGUGGGACGAUCAAGUUCUCCAGGGGAUGUUGGCAUACGAUUUCGCCGCUUUUCACAUCGAGGAUUACUGUUUGAAUUUCAUUGAUUGUUGUUGCCGGAGGCUCGGUUGCCGAGUCGACCGAACAAACAUGUUGGUCGAACUUGCUGGACGUACCAUACAAGUGAAAGCUCUUCCCAUCGGUAUACCGUUCGAACGUUUUGUGCAGUUGUCAGAAAAAGCGCCGACUUUUUUGAACAUGCCAGACGACGUGAAAGUCAUACUCGGUGUAGACAGAUUGGAUUACACUAAAGGGCUCGUACAUCGGAUUCUCGCGUUCGAAAAGUUUCUCGAAAAGUAUCCAGAUUUCCAUGAAAAAGUCGUACUGCUCCAAAUCUCCGUGCCAUCCAGGACGGACGUCAAGGAGUACAAGCAGCUCAAGGACGAAACAGAACUGCUCAUUGGACGCAUCAACGGCCGUUUUUCCAAGCCCAACUGGUCGCCCAUCCGGUACAUUUACGGGUGCCUAAGCCAAGAACAAUUGGCGGCGUUGUAUAGGGACUGCGCCGUAGCGUUGGUCACUCCACUCAGGGACGGCAUGAACCUGGUGGCCAAGGAAUUUGUCGCGUGCCAGAUCAGGACGCCGGGCGUGUUGAUCCUAUCGCCGUUCGCCGGGGCCGGGGGCACAAUGCACGAGGCGUUGCUGGUCAACCCGUACGAGCUGGACGAGAUGGCCAACGUGCUCAACCGGGCACUGAAAAUGCCGCUGGACGAACGCGAACUGCGCAUGACCCAGCUGCGGCACCGCGAGCAGCUGUUGGACGUUAACUAUUGGAUGACAUCGUUCUUCUCAUCGAUGGGCGCCUUGAAGGACGAGGACGAAGGGCCGCCGAAAACCAUGCAACUGCGGCUGGACGACUUCGAUAUGUACCUGAGCAAUCACAUCGCUGGCGCGGGCAAGCUGAGCCUAAUACUGGACUACGACGGCACGCUCACGCACCUCACGUCGCAUCCGGACCUGGCCAUCAUGUCCGAGGAGACGAUCAAGGUGCUUCAGAGGCUCACCCGGAUGCCGGACAUCAAUAUCGCCAUAAUAUCCGGCCGGACGUUGGACAACGUCAAGUCAAUGGUGGGCAUCGAGAACAUCACGUACGCGGGUAGCCACGGCAUCGAGAUCCUGCACCCGGACGGCACGAACUUUGUGCAUCCGGUGCCCAGGCAGUACGAGCAGAAGAUCGCGGGGCUGCAGAAGCUGUUGGUGGAGGAGGUGUGCAAGGAAGGUGCGUGGGUGGAAAACAAGGGUGUGAUGCUGACGUACCAUUACCGUGAGGCGCCGCCGGCCAAGCGGGAACACCUGGAACGAAGGGCCAUUGAGAUAUUCAAGAACGCCGGGUUCGAGCCUCACCAGGGAUUCUUAGCAAUUGAGGGCAAGCCGCCGAUCACAUGGGACCAGGGCCGGGCGUCCAUAUAUAUACUGCGCACUACGUACGGCGUCGACUGGUCCGAGCGUGUGCGCGUCAUCUACGCGGGUAACGAGGAUGCCAUGUUGGCCCUGCAGGGUAUCGCGUGCACGUUCCGCGUGGACCCGUCGCCCAUGGUGCAGACGGCUGCGGAUUUCCGACUCUCCGGGCCGGACGCGGUCCUGACCAUGUUGCGGUGGGUAGAGAAAGAGAUGCACAAACGGUUGCCGACCCUGAACCGGACGAUGAGCAACAGCAGGAUACAAAACACCGCUCUGGUACACAGUAUUAGCUCCCAGAUGAGCAUCGACCAAAAGGAAGAGGAAAAGGAAAAGAUGAUUUUACUAGCUAGACGGUCGAAACUGACGACAUGAUGAUUAUAAUAUUAAGGACGGUUAUAAUUUUUUUAUUAUUCGCUGUUGUUGUAAAUAACGCUAUAAAAACAUUCUCGUCUCGUUCCCCGAUACUUAUUUACCAUUUAUACCUUAAGCAAAUGUAUUCGUUCUUAAUUUUUUUUGUUCAUAAUAACUAUAUAGUGUCUAUUAGGAUUAAGAUCAUUGUUUUCAGUCAUAAAUAAUUGUUUUAAGUCAUAAAUGUUUGUUUAACUAUUUGUUUUAUUUAUAUAUAUUAUUAUUAUUAUGUAUAAAUUUUUUUUUUUUUUAAUGAUACUGGCAAAAACAAUUUCCAGUUAGUGAUCAAUGUAUGAACACAAUACUACAAUGUGAUUUAAAGCGUCGACAUAAAUUUAAAAAAAAAUAAAUAAUUAAAAACACAAA
Sipha flava (yellow sugarcane aphid) is the source of this 3201-nucleotide messenger RNA. RefSeq names its product alpha,alpha-trehalose-phosphate synthase [UDP-forming]-like. The record is from RefSeq and is a predicted model, not a curated record. The transcript is spliced from 7 exons. Gene Ontology annotation, molecular function: catalytic activity. NCBI's taxonomy places the organism in Eukaryota, Metazoa, Arthropoda, Insecta, Hemiptera, Aphididae. Gene Ontology annotation, cellular component: cytosol; alpha,alpha-trehalose-phosphate synthase complex (UDP-forming). The coding region runs from base 331 to 2799 and encodes 822 amino acids. Gene Ontology annotation, biological process: trehalose biosynthetic process.